Messenger RNA from Cyphellophora attinorum, 669 nucleotides. RefSeq lists its product as uncharacterized. NCBI's taxonomy places the organism in Eukaryota, Fungi, Ascomycota, Eurotiomycetes, Chaetothyriales, Cyphellophoraceae. The record is from RefSeq and is a predicted model, not a curated record. Bases 1 to 669 code for a protein of 222 amino acids. The transcript is spliced from 3 exons.
AUGAACUUGAAGUGGGCGCUGUAUGCGACAACAGUGGCGCUGCUCAACACUAUUGCCAGUCGAGCUGUGGCAAAGGAGUGUAGUGGUCAAGGUACUCAACUCAUGUCGCUACAAAUCAUCAAAUUCAAGGCUGGAGCUGGAGAUGGAUGUAUUUACCAGCAGAAGAAAUCAGCAACAACGACGACCUCAGCGGAGAGCGGCAACAGGAUUGUUCAACACACCAAGCAGACAAUGUCGGGCUUCAUGUCUCCAAGCACUGACAGCGUCGACUAUAAAUGCCACGGCUGUCCCGUCUCCUGGUCUCUCCCGGCAGCCGCCCUCGAAUGGAAAGAAGUCGACGGCGUCCCGAUCGAGGCCUUUCGCGUCGACAACGACACCCCCACGCGCUGCCUACACUGUGCUCUCGUUCUCGGCGCCAUUGUGAAGCUCAACGACCUCGUCUUCCGCGAGCCAUGGUUGUUGACAGAGGGCAAGGGUGGUGAGCCGAAGAAGGAGGCGUGGGAAUUGGUGGGAACGGAGAAGAAAGACAGUGGUCACGCUUCUUCCUGCUUCCGCGACAAGGUGCUGGCCAACUUCGUUGAGACUGCUGGAAAGGGGUUCGCUGUCGAGGUGGAGGGCGCGGAGAAGGAGAAGAGCGAGAAGCAGGAGGAAGAGCAGAAGGGCAAUUAG